AUGGGGCAACAGCAAUCAAAGGACGAGUUGCUGUAUCAGCAAGUGAAUUACGGCAACAUAGAAGGCAUCAAAACUCUUUGCAGCGAAGGCGCUGGCCUCGAGUGGAUUGAUAAAGAAGGGAAAACACCAUUGAUAUUGGCGUGUUUGAAUCCUCAACUUUUUAAUGUGGCUAAAGCUUUGAUUGAGCUCGGUGCAAAUGUCAAUGCAUAUCGCCCCGGUCGUAAUGCGGGGACUCCCUUGCAUCAUGCGGCGAAAAGAGGUCUUGAAAAUACUGUGAAGUUACUUCUUUCACAUGGAGCAAAUGCAUUAGUGAUGAAUGAUGAUUGUCAAACUCCUCUCGAAGUUGCUAGGGCAAAAGGGCACACCAAUGUUGUCCGUGCAAUUGAGGUUUAUCGAAUUCAAGAAAUUGUUGAUAAGGCUCUAAGUCAUAAACGAGAUCAAAAUUUUGGAUCUGGAAUAUUAAAAACUGAUGCACAACCACGUACGAUUAUCGCAUUGUGGAAAGCGAAUCUGGAAGAACCAAAGUUUCACCAGUCUGAUCCUUCUGUGAUGAUUUCUCAAGAGGCAGGAGGCGGAGACGAGCGAGGUGUAGGACUCAAACUGUCAGGCGUAAAAACACACAUUAAACUCUCACCUGCUAAUGAAAGAGACAAGCAACAGCUUCAGUGGUUUUGUGAUGCAUGCAAAGGAAUACCGCAGGUAAUGCAUCCUCCAGAAUUUCUGCUUAAUUCUCAGACUCCAGUUGUUCAAGCAACUGCCCCACCGUCUGCCGAAGAUCUAGAGCUAGCAAUGGCAAUAAAUGCCUCCAUCCAGUCUUCUAUGGCAGAGAAACCUAUUUUUCAUACCCACUCUAGCACUGGAGCAAGUUCAUCUACGAGCUGGAGUAACUCUUUGAAUGCUGGCAAUCAAGGUGCUCUGGAUGUACCAGUUGCACCUCCUCCAAAAAUAACUAGCAGCGAAUGGGCAGUGCAUGAAGCUGGAGCCAGUAGCAGUUCCACUCAGAAAACCACAAUCCUGAAUAGCAGCAUCGCUGAUGCCCAGGGUUCAGUCCCAACAGCUCCACCCAUUGUAGAUGAGACUGUAGAAGAUGGUCCCAUUCACUACCCAUCAAUUGAUUUCAGCCCCAUUGAUAUUUCCUCCCUGUCAAUUGGGAAAUUGCCAGAAAACACAGGUGAAAAGAAAGAAGAUGGAGGUUCUUCAUCCUGUGUAAUAUGUUUAGAUGCUCCGGUUGAGGGAGCUUGCAUUCCAUGUGGCCACAUGGCUGGAUGCAUGAGUUGUUUGAAGGAAAUCAAAGACAAGAAAUGGGGUUGCCCUGUGUGUCGUGCCAAGAUUGACCAGGUUGUAAGGCUCUAUGCUGUUUGA
Molecule: messenger RNA, 1362 nt
Organism: Dovyalis caffra
Lineage: Eukaryota; Viridiplantae; Streptophyta; Magnoliopsida; Malpighiales; Salicaceae
Source: the annotation of a GenBank genome assembly